AUGGCCGACUUCUCCGAUGCAGAGGAUCGACUGCUUUUUCGGCUGGCUAAACAGCAGCGCGAUGAAGGGCACAAGAUCGAUUGGAAUCGAGUGUGGCGAGAAUUGAAAUCUGCCGGAAAAACACAGCAUCAACUGCAGAUCCGGCUAACAACGCUGAAUCGAACUCACGGAACACGUUUAGAUCGUUUCCCCAGACAGUUCUUUACUGGUGCGCAACGCGGAUAA
Phytophthora sojae is the source of this 225-nucleotide messenger RNA. RefSeq lists its product as hypothetical. The transcript has a single exon. Gene Ontology annotation, molecular function: ATP binding; DNA helicase activity. Lineage: Eukaryota; Oomycota; Peronosporomycetes; Peronosporales; Peronosporaceae. Gene Ontology annotation, biological process: DNA replication. The record is from RefSeq and is a predicted model, not a curated record. The coding region runs from base 1 to 225 and encodes 74 amino acids.